AUGGAUUAAGAUGUAUUUAAUUUCUAAACACUUGAAUCUAUAUUCAAUAGAAUUGGAGCUUCUAAUUGUAAAUUUUUAACAUUUAUAAUAGAUUAGUAACUGGCACUUUUUGAUAAAAGGCUUUUUCUUGAUACAUAAUCAUCUGACAUUUUAUAUUAAGAGAAAGAUUAUUUAUAUCAUCUUGUUACUAAAAAAAAGAAUUUAGAAAUCAAUCAAUUAUAAAAACCAGCAAUCCCUAUACAAUUAGAAUUCACAAAAUUUAAAUAAUUAAAUGAUUACUUAUAACCUACUGCAUGGUCUUUAGAAAUAAUUGGUCCAAGUUUAAGUUUUAAAUCUCAAAUAUUAAGAGAUAUGGCUGAAACAAUGUCUUAAAAAAAUAUAUAAAUUCUUUAUGUAAGUAUUCAUGAAGAGUAUUCAAACUCAAAAUUUAAAGUACUUAAAAUGAAAUAACCAAAAGAAUUAUUUAUUUUACUUUCUAUUUUGAUAGAAAGUUAAGAAUAGCGUAUUUAAUCAUCUAUUACUUUAGAUUAUAAUAUAAUAAUAAUUGAUGGAUUAAGUUCUCUAUUAUAUUAAACAGCCUAAAUGAAUGUGAUCGAAAAUCAAUUAUAUGAAAUUUAAUAACUUUUAGCUUUACUAAAAGAAAAAAAAGGUGUAUAAGUUGUCAUAUCAUCAAUUGCAAAAAUGAGAGAAAAUUACACCAGCUAUAAUUAAAACUCAGAUUGUAAUAUUCGAUUUUAUGAUUUUUAGAAUUUAUCAUUUAAGAUAAAAUAUUUUAAAAAACAAUUUUAAAUAGUCCUUGGUAAUGCAUUUGGUAAGCCUAACUAAGUAUUUAGAGAUUUGUUGAAACUAAAUAGGAUUACAAUGAAAAUGCAAAUAAAAAUACUCUGAAAUUAUAAUAUUUUUGCUUUUUUGAUGGUAUCAUAAAACCAGAGAUUGGGAUUCAAAUUUGA
This is a messenger RNA of Paramecium sonneborni, 950 nucleotides long. NCBI's taxonomy places the organism in Eukaryota, Ciliophora, Oligohymenophorea, Peniculida, Parameciidae. The record is from the annotation of a GenBank genome assembly.